AUGGCUGCUGCUCAACAGACCGACCCGGAGCUGGAUCAGCUUCGUAACUCUAGCUCCUUACGCAUACGACCAGUUCCACUGCCUACUUCGGAUGGAACCAUACUUUGCGACGUUUCGCAAAAUUCACCACGACCAGUGGUUCCUCAAGCUUUCCGACGCACUGUGUUUGACAUUCUUCACAGUUUAUCGCAUCCAGGCAUUCGUGCCACAGUUAAGCUCGUCACACAACGCUUCGUGUGGCGCAACGUCAACCGGGACGUUAGACAGUGGGCUCGUACGUGCCUUAGUUGCCAACAGUCUAAGGUUCAUCGACACACGAAAAGUCCGCUUGGUUCAUUUCCACUUCCUGACGCCCGUUUUCACCAUCUUCAUGUUGACCUUGUUGGGCCACUGCCUCCAUCUAAAGGAUGCGUUUACUUGCUGACUUGUAUAGACCGCUUUACAAGAUGGCCUGAUGCCAUCCCAAUGCCAGAUUGCUCAUCAGACACUGUCGCUCGCGCUUUUCUAGAGCGAUGGGUCUCAUACUUUGGUUGUCCUGCCGUUGUGACAACUGAUCGAGGUUCGCACUUCGCAGGCACAUUUGCUCACCUUCUUCAGACUCUCGGCUGCCGUCACGUCCAAACGACUGCAUUCCACCCUGCCGCCAACGGCAUGGUUGAGCGUUUUCAUCGCCAGCUGAAAGCUGCACUAUGUGCACAUGAUAACGCAGACUGGUACGAAGCGCUUCCCACCGUUUUACUUGGCUUACGGAAUACUGUCAAAACCGACAUUAACGCUGCUCCGGCCGAACUCGUUUAUGGCUGCACAUUGCGUCUCCCUGGACAAUUAGUCGCCCCAACCCCGGAGAGGGCAUGGAACUACAAGAGCUACAUAGCUCGUCUGACGCACCACAUGCGUCAGCUGCACCCCGCGAGACCCAGGGAACAACGCACUCCAGUGCACGUUCCGAAAGACCUUUCUACAUGUUCUCACGUAUUCUUACGUGUCGACCAAGUGAGACAGCCUCUCUCCGCACCUUACACAGGUCCAUACCGUGUUAUUAAACGGUCUUCAAAAACUUUGGUUAUUGACCGUGGGGGUAAAAGGGAUACUGUCUCGAUAGAUCGCGUCAAGCCUGCGUUCAUCGAUGAACAACAGUUUGUUCCAUCAUCGACUUUAACGCAAUCUACAGAGCCACCCGUAUCGACGCCCACCUUUUCAGCUCCACCACAAGCCCAGUCAUCAGAUUCGUCGCAAACUAAUACCAGUCAUGGUAGAAAGGUUCGUAAAGCUGUUUGUUUCUCCGAUUUU
This is a messenger RNA of Dicrocoelium dendriticum, 1290 nucleotides long. NCBI's taxonomy places the organism in Eukaryota, Metazoa, Platyhelminthes, Trematoda, Plagiorchiida, Dicrocoeliidae. The record is from the annotation of a GenBank genome assembly.